CAGCGUCUCGGUAAUUUCCAGAACCUGUGAGUCCGGCUUAUUCCAACCUCAACCGCGACACCUCUGUCUGUCACCACAAUUCCUCAAUUCCCGUUUCCGCCCUCACUACCUACGCAGCAGCCGCACGUUCGUUCUCCUCACUGCCACCUGCACGUGCAUCACACAACACACACACUCCUUCUCCCCCUCGCCGGCCCCUCGCUCUUCAGCACCAGCACCGCGCCUCACCCCAACCCACGCGUCAUGUCCGAGCCUGGCCCAACCUCGAUCCCAACAUCCGCGGACCCGCGCUCCAAGCGGCCUCUGAAGCGGCGCGCGCUCUCGCCGACAUCGCAGCAAGCCUCGGCGGUGACGCACCUAUUCAAGAACCCUGACCGGGAGAUCCGACUGCCGAGCGGCAACGGGGGCGGGGCGCGCACUCUCGCGGCGCCGCCAGAAAUCGUCGCGAACGUGCAGGGCUCCUCCGCCGGUGCCGGGUCCGGCGAGUUUCACGUAUACAAGGCGAGUAGGCGGCGGGAGUAUGAGCGUCUAAGGCUCAUGGAUGAGGAGGUGAAGAAGGAGGAGGACGAGAAGGAGUUUGAGAGGAAGCGCGAGGAGAUGCGCAGGAGGGAUGAGGAGAAGACGAACAAGAAUCGCAAGAGGAGGGCCAAGAAGAAGACCGCGGAUAAGGCGAAGGAUGGCAUGGAUAUCGACAGGAUUCAGGACGCCAAUGAUAAAGUCAUGAGCGCGGAUAGGGAGGCGGCGAAUGGGAAUGCUGCGGGUGAGGAUGGUCAUGCGGCGGUGCCGGCGGUGGAGGAGGCGGGGAUUAUCAUCCAUGAUGACGAUUGAGAUUAAUAUCCAGAGCUGUGAGUGAGAAAGGACUACUAUGGGUCCAUUGUACCAAUAUGGAGGGAACAUCAACCGGUUCUGAUUCUCUAGGCGUUUUUCUUGCGGGGGCUAUUGUCAUUGCCAUUAUUUGUCCCGUUCGUUUGUAUUUCGUGGGUGGGUGGCAUAUGGAAGGAAGACUGUUUGUUUGCUGUUUGCGACAUUGUAAUAUCACCUAGUAGCACA
This is a messenger RNA of Tricharina praecox, 1050 nucleotides long. RefSeq lists its product as uncharacterized. Gene Ontology annotation, molecular function: protein kinase inhibitor activity; double-stranded RNA binding; protein kinase binding. Bases 244 to 828 code for a protein of 194 amino acids. Gene Ontology annotation, biological process: negative regulation of protein kinase activity. The transcript has a single exon. NCBI's taxonomy places the organism in Eukaryota, Fungi, Ascomycota, Pezizomycetes, Pezizales, Pyronemataceae. Gene Ontology annotation, cellular component: nucleolus. The record is from RefSeq and is a predicted model, not a curated record.